ACAACCCUGCUUGUCUGCGUGAGUGUAACGAUGUAGAUCUUCACACUAGACUAUUUUACCAGAUCUGCGACUUUCUGGUGUUAUUGUCCAAAUGCAAUGCCAGGUAUGUCGUACUCAAAUUCACUUGUUUCCAUUUUCAGACUUAGUCGCUUAUGUCUAUGCCUAUGCCAUGUUCAAACAGGGUCGUCAAUCUUUCAGCUCAAGCCAGAUCGUUUUCUUCAAAUCUAGACCUUUCCAAGGAAUUUGCCCCUGCAAUGGUCCUUGAUACUCUUGGUAAAGAUUUGUCUUGCCAAGUAACUACGAUCAUUGCCGACGCCCAGGACGCUGCUGACAAGUUGGACAUCUUGGGUAAAAUGUCGCUUGUAGGCAGAUCACCAGAAUCUGAUUCAGCUGGGUCUUUCGCACUUGCACAGGCCUUUUACCAUGCUGGUGCUCUCGCGCUCUCCCGUUUAUUCGCCUAUCCUGGCUGGUCUUACCUGGCCCCGUGCCCACGAUUCAAGCCGCCGGCGUGCCUGGACCAAUCGAAUACCGGUCUCCAUGCGAUCGCAGUUCUGGAAGCAGUCGAAUCUCGGUUGCCUUUUGUUGGACUUGAAGCAAUUGCGUUCCCGCCACUACUGCUCGCUGUUGCGCUCGAGGUCCGGGCUCCUGACCAGCGGUCACGUGUGGAGGCAGCGUUUGAGCUGAUUUUAGAAAAGGGGUUUGUCGUAGCAAAGACAUAUCUGUCUGAUGCUAAGAAGAUGUGGAUGGUGGUACCUCCUUUGCUGCGGCAAAUUCCAUGAACAGCUUAUUGAUCAUUCCGUGGUAUUCCUUGGACGGCGGGCGAAGCCGCUAAAUUCAUAAAAGCAUUUGCAGCGUUGCAAUAAUGCCUCACUGAAGAGCUCAGUCUGGCAAACCCGCAAGUUGACUCAACUCCGGUAGCCUCUCGUCUUACAAAUACCUGUACUGCAGUACUCACAUUCCUGUGGGUAGGAUCAUAGUAUAUAGAAAGAUGGCACAUACUAGGUCACUUUGAUGCUGAAAAUCCAAAGGCGGUAGCGAAACAAGUAGAAUCAUUCAUGUAUUUCGCAUAUUUAUCGAUUAAAUAUACAUUUCAUUGUAUAAAGA
This is a messenger RNA of Truncatella angustata, 1104 nucleotides long. RefSeq lists its product as uncharacterized. NCBI's taxonomy places the organism in Eukaryota, Fungi, Ascomycota, Sordariomycetes, Amphisphaeriales, Sporocadaceae. The transcript has a single exon. Bases 153 to 779 code for a protein of 208 amino acids. The record is from RefSeq and is a predicted model, not a curated record.